CCAUAACCUGGAAGGAAAUUACUGUCAUCAGGAAUAAACUUCCUGGGUUGUGCUGCGGCCGGGGCAGUGCGGAAGAGAAGCGGCAGCAGGCGGAGAUGGGUUUGACCAGCGGCACAAGUAGGAGAAAAGAAAAAAAAAUCUAUUGAAGUUGAAAAGUGUGGGAAGCCUCUUGUCUGCUUCACUUCUGGGCAUCGUAGCCCUGGGCUGCAGUGCAGGUUCAAGGCUGUAGGUUCUAGCUGACACCCAGGCUUCCUUGUAAUGAUGCCGUCACGUACAAAUCUGACUGCUGGGAUUCCCAGUAGCAAAGUGAAAUAUUCCAAGCUCUCCAGCACUGAUGAUGGAUAUAUUGACCUGCAGUUCAAGAAGAGCCCACCAAAAAUCCCCUACAAGGCAAUUGCACUGGCUAUUGUGCUCUUCAUGAUUGGGACCUUCCUCAUUAUCAUAGGAGCCCUCCUCUUGGCAGGAUACAUUAGCAAAGGCGGAACGGACCGGGCUAUCCCCGUGCUCAUCAUUGGGAUCCUUGUGUUUCUCCCAGGCUUCUACCACCUGCGCAUCGCGUACUACGCUUCCAAAGGCUACCGGGGCUAUUCCUAUGACGAUAUCCCAGAUUUCGAUGAUUGAACAGUGUAAUUAAUCGCAUUAUAAUUAGGUUGGCGGUAAGAGCUGUUAGUUACCCUGGAUAUCAGAGGGGGCCUGUAAGAUUGUAGAUGAAGUAUAUCCAUCACAAGAUGCCAGUUCCUGGUUUUGAGGUGUUGCAGGUUUUUCAUUUGGGGGUGGGGGGGGCUUGAAGACAGAAUUGACCAAAAGGAUUGCAACGUUAGGUGGGAAGAACAUGUGAUUUACUGUAUUUUUCCACUUUUGGUUACAUAAUGCUGGUUGCUUGUAAGAAAUUCUUGGGCAAGGCAAUUCUAGCAAUUUUCCAAAAAUAGAUGAGCCAGUUUCAGCAGCAAAGAUAUUUGUUUUUUCUAACUGUUUUAUAGAGUUUAUUUUAGUUUUCAGUGAGACUGUGGUUAUCACUGGGUUUACCUUUGCAGACAAACACCAUAGUUAAAUUCUGCUUUUGUGCUCUGUCCAUCAGAAAUGCUUCCAAUCUACUUGUCAUGUGCUCAUCUAGAGUAACGCAAGUCAGAUGUGUACAACAGGGGGAAAACUGCACUUGCAUGAAAUAAUUUACACGUGCAUUAACUAUACAACUCCCUGUCAGAAUGACCAAACUUAUUUACUCAGCGAACCCAUACUUCAGAAGCAAGCUUUUUACCACGCCACUGUUACUUUUGGCAAAAUCUGCUUAUCCUUUAAAAGGACUGCUGGAUUUUGCUUAUUUCAAACAAACUGAAUGGACACAGGAAGAUGAAUUUGGAAUCUGGAUCAGGAGUCAAGUGUCUAAAUGAAAAAUCUUGGUUUUGACUAGUGUGGAUAUUGGAGACUCUUGAACUUCAUCUGUCUGUAUGUCUAUUUGGAUUAAUUUUGCCCUUUUCUAGAUAAUACACUGUGCAUAACUCCCUAGACCAGUAAAAAGGAAAUCUCUGUAUAAUUUGUACUGAAUAAAUCCCAUCUGUAUUGUUUUGCUAGCUUCAGUGAUAUGUUCUUCAGGGAAAACAGAUUGGUAGCUUGUUUUAUGUAAAAACUGUCUGUCUCCAGAAGUGGGAAUGAACUCAGUGUCCUGGAGAACAAGUAUGUGACAAAUAGUGAUACAAGUAGAUGUAUUUAAUGUGAAUAAACUUCACUAUAUUCUGUGUACAAA
Tyto alba (common barn owl) is the source of this 1744-nucleotide messenger RNA. It is a transcript of the gene TMEM230, whose product is annotated as transmembrane protein 230. The record is from RefSeq and is a predicted model, not a curated record. Lineage: Eukaryota; Metazoa; Chordata; Aves; Strigiformes; Tytonidae. Gene Ontology annotation, cellular component: synaptic vesicle; endomembrane system. The transcript is spliced from 5 exons. Gene Ontology annotation, biological process: synaptic vesicle transport. Bases 259 to 621 code for a protein of 120 amino acids.